CGUUCGUCCCUGAAUGGGGUGAAAGGCGCUCGGGCCGCAAGCUGCGUCACUCCCAACCACCCUCAUAACCAUCACCUUUCCCAGCGCCAGUUACGAGUUGCAGUGCCAUAUUACACCCGCUCAGUUUUGCAUCGCAUCGUUCAACCGCUAUUAUGUCAGGCUACAGAGGAGGCCGAGGCGGAGGAAGAGGUCGCGGAGGAGGCGGAGCGUGGAGUUCGAGGCCGCCUAAGGGACUCUUCCUGAACGGCGUGUGGCACUGCGAUUGCGACCCUCGAUUACCCGCGCUUCAUAUGGAGACGAAGAAAGGUGACAACAAGGGCAAAAUGUAUCGAGCCUGCCAAAGGAAAUACGGCGAUAAGGACCGCUGUAAAUUUUUCCUGUGGGAUUCAGAAGCACACCCCCGAGAGGCCGCCGCCUUAGCAAACAACACGCGCACAGAGCCCGGUCGUGCACACGAGGCUACACCCAUUACGCCGCGACCCCAAAGGGUGUCACCUCCCCCACCGUACACACCACAGGCCGGACCCUCCGAACCGAGCAGAAAACGUACGCGAACAGCCGUUGAGGAGGACGAAGAUGAGUACGGUGUCGAGACUGGGGAUGCAGCGUUCAACGAUGAACUGGACCAAGUCAUGACUGCUGUCGAGACGCCGACGAAGAUAGCGAAGACUGCCGACUUCAGCACUCCGGCAAGGCGCAGACUACCUUGGCAGAAGGACGAUCCUGCGAGGGGAAAUGGACUGCUGACACCGCAAACCAACCACCGUGCUACAACUGCCGACCCGUUCAACACAAGAUUUGCCGCACCUGGUGGAUCGCUCUUUACGCCGUCAAAGCAGAUGCAACCGGACAGCGCACCUUCUCAAACCAUGACACCGUCGUCGUCCCCUAUUGCUACGCCAACACCUAAGCGCUUCAAGGACGUUAGCACAGGAGAUGAUCUGUUCCAGGAUGUCUUCGGGGUAUUUGAUCCAGACAACCCCAGGUUGGAUGAGCGGACCAGAAGAGACCUGACUGCAGUCUUAUCGAAGCAUGCGACGAUUACAGAGGGCAUCAAGAGAGGACGUGAGGUCGCCAGGUCAGCAAUCAAAGCGGAAAAGGCGAAGGUCACGGAGCUCACCUACCGCGUCAAUACACUGGAGGCUGAACUAGAAGCCGAAAGAAACAAGUCGAAGCUGCUGCAAUGGCAAGUAGAAACAGGGCACCGCUCCGAUUGACGUAGAAAUCGAG
Messenger RNA from Trematosphaeria pertusa, 1230 nucleotides. RefSeq lists its product as uncharacterized. Bases 153 to 1217 code for a protein of 354 amino acids. The record is from RefSeq and is a predicted model, not a curated record. The transcript is spliced from 3 exons. Lineage: Eukaryota; Fungi; Ascomycota; Dothideomycetes; Pleosporales; Trematosphaeriaceae. Gene Ontology annotation, molecular function: zinc ion binding.